AUGAGUGAACUCGGCAGCCAGCACCGCCAGAUAGCCCCCGGUCCAUCGCCUAGCAAAUCAGAAAAGCCCCCAUCACGGGAGAGCUCACCAGACCGGAGUUUUCGAACACCAACCGAUGUCUCCAAGAAACGUGUUUCGAUGGCAUGUCUGGCCUGUAAGAAGUCCAAACGAAAGUGCUCUGGAGUGCCGCCCUGUGAUAACUGCCGGGCUUUCAACAGGCAGUGUAUUUUCGAUGAGACCUUGGACCAGCGCCGAAGAGUGGCGGCCAAGCGCACGGCAGAUGAGCUGAGUUACCAUCGGGACAUGUUGAACGACCUGCUGAAAGUGAUGCGCGCGGAGGAUCAAUCCUACGGGUUGAAGUUACUGGAGAUCAUCCGGAAUGAUGCCUCGGCCGAGGAGAUCCGUGCGUUCAUCGACGAGAUCCUGGGCCAGGAUGGCGGCGAAAGCAAGGUAGGGGAAGAGGCCGAGUGCAAACUGGAAGAGGUUCGCCGGGUGAUUGACGUGGAAGGAGCUGGGCCUUCCUUCCGACCCAAGGUGAUGGAUAUCCACUAUCUUUGUGACGAGGUGCCGUACCGCGUCCCCGCCAGACCAUGGACAACAGUGACUGAGGAUGCAGACCUCGUCUCACAUUUGGUGUCCUUGUAUUUCACCUGGGACUAUCCAUUUCAUGCCUUCCUCGACCGCGACGUCUUCCUCGAGCAUAUGCGACGGGGCGAUCUCCAGUCCGAGUUCUGCAGCCCAUUCCUGGUGAAUGCUCUGCUCACAAAUGCAUGCCACUUUUCAGACUACUCCGAGGCAUACGUCGCCCCGGGCGAUAUUGUGACGAAAGGGGUGGAUUUCCUGACAGAGGCGGAACGUCUAAGAGAGGAGGAGCCUUUGAAGUUGAGCCUGGCUUACUUACAAGGCACACUCUUGCUAUACGAAAGGUACUCGAUGUCUUGCGAGGAUGACCGUGGAUACCAAAUGCUUCACCAUGCCAUCUGGACCGGUGAAUCCCUGGGGUUAAUUGGCCCAAGGAUUUUCAGUCUCAGCCCAGGGCAAGUCCCCAAUGACAAGGAAAUUUCUGUCGAGCGAUCAGCUUGGGGCCUAUUUCACAUUGAUACGCUUGUUCAUGCCCAGUUCCUGCGUCCUAGCCUGAUAGACAAAGUUAACUUACAGCGACCGGACCGAUAUCAUCGGGAGGAUUCCAACCUCUGGGUCCCAUACCCUUCUCACCGGCCUGCCCGGGUUUCCUAUCUCAGUCAGUACUUCAGCUACUCGUGUGAUCUCUGUGAGAUCGCCAGGGAUAUCUCUCAGACUCUUUUCUCGGUCGACGGGGGCGUGGUGUCCAUCGAGCAUCAGCAGAAGUCCAAGGAACGGCUGUUUGAGAGGCUUCGUGGCUGGUAUGCAACAUUGCCGGACGUCUUCGAGCCGUCUCGAAGACCACCGCCCUACAUCAUACUACUGAGAAUGCGCUACCAUACAUUGGUGAUAACCCUGUUCUCGUACAACACAGGGAGACAUGACCCCAGUCCCGGCGCAGAGGCGCCGCAAACGCCGGAAAGUCCACCAGGCUCGAGUCCGUUCCUCCAAUACAGUGCACCCAAUCUUGUGCAAUCUGCUGCUCGCGCGAUCUCUGGGCUAACCCUUCUUCAUCGAUGCGAGUACGGGAUAAGUCGCGCGCAUCACUUUGCCAUGUAUGCGAUCAAUCUGGCGUUGUUCACGUUGCUUGAUCCUGAGUCAUUUGAUAUUCUGGAUCGGGACUUUCUUUCUUUGGCCAGCUCCUUCUCCAGCAUGGCGAGCCGCUCCUUGCUGGGUAGAUGUCUCUUUCACAUGUUUCGUCAGACGGUCCGCUCCCGGGGUCAAGGCAAGCACCUGCGAGAGUCCAGUCUCGUCUCUGAUGAGUUGAAAGCGUUGUUUGAUGAGGAGUCUACGUCACCCUCUCAGUGGGAUGAGUACGCUAAGGGAUUGGAUAAGCUCGAGGCGGAUGACCGCUAUCAUGGGCUUAUCGAGGAGGAGUACAGCCUUCUGGAGAUGCUGGAUCGGUACGAGAGCUUGAGCCUGGGUAAGGAUGAGAUCGCUCCGGAGCGGAGAAGGCGAUGA
Molecule: messenger RNA, 2082 nt
Organism: Aspergillus saccharolyticus JOP 1030-1
Lineage: Eukaryota; Fungi; Ascomycota; Eurotiomycetes; Eurotiales; Aspergillaceae
Product: Zn(II)2Cys6 transcription factor
Exons: 6
Coding region: 1-2082 (693 amino acids)
Biological process (GO): DNA-templated transcription; regulation of DNA-templated transcription
Molecular function (GO): DNA binding; DNA-binding transcription factor activity, RNA polymerase II-specific; zinc ion binding
Source: RefSeq, a predicted model, not a curated record